UAUCAAUAGAUAAAUUAAUUUUUAAAUUUUUAAUAUGUUAAAAGAUUUACUAGAUACAAAUUUGAUUUAUAGAUACAAAAUUGAAAGUUGAAGAGUAUUAUUAAACAAAUUUUAAAGUCACAAAACUGUCUUAAAUACAAACGUGAAAGCUUAAGAACGUGUAACUAAACCUAUAUUAAUUUAAAGUUUACAAUUAAAACUUAAUUUAAUUGCAUAAAAUAUAAAGAAAAAAACAAAGAUUAAAUGUGAGAUUGGGAUUAGGGGAACAACUUCGUACCUGAUUUUGGUCGCUGUGGAUUUGUUGAGGACCGUUAUACUUAAUUUCUCCAUAGUCCUUCCAUUUUUCGCUAUAUAAUAAACUUUAAGCUCCGCCGUAUUACCACCGACCAGCCAUGGCCUCCGCCGGAGUUCCAGUUGAAAUCGAAGAAGAUGACGAACUCUUCGAGAUCGAUCUCGAUACCGUUAACAACAUUAUUUCACCAUCGCAUUCCUCCGACGAUACUUACGGUUUCUUCAGGGCUGCCGGUGGCACCACGCUUCUUGCGAAUUGCCUAUUGCCGAUCACCGACGUGUCCAAUGCCAUUCCGAUGGGUGAUUCCAACAAAUGCAGCGAGAUGUCUCUGUUUGCAAUGCCGCCAAAGCCGACACAUCUGGAGACGGUUCUUCAACUGCUGUUGGGUUUUGGCCUUCGUCGAGCUUUGAUUGAUUGUUUGGAGAUGAAGAUAACUGGUGAAUAACUGAAUUUUUCUGUAAAAUCGAAUAUAUAUGUCUUAACUAAUUAAACUAUCUUUUUUUUUUCUUUAAAUUUUUAUUAAAUAACUUUUUAAUUUUAUCGAGAAUUUGACGAAUUACAUGCAAU
Benincasa hispida (wax gourd) is the source of this 859-nucleotide messenger RNA. RefSeq lists its product as uncharacterized. Lineage: Eukaryota; Viridiplantae; Streptophyta; Magnoliopsida; Cucurbitales; Cucurbitaceae. The record is from RefSeq and is a predicted model, not a curated record.